Messenger RNA from Astyanax mexicanus (Mexican tetra), 2634 nucleotides. It is a transcript of the gene anapc7, whose product is annotated as anaphase promoting complex subunit 7. Lineage: Eukaryota; Metazoa; Chordata; Actinopteri; Characiformes; Acestrorhamphidae. The transcript is spliced from 11 exons. Gene Ontology annotation, biological process: cell division. Bases 119 to 1816 code for a protein of 565 amino acids. The record is from RefSeq and is a predicted model, not a curated record. Gene Ontology annotation, molecular function: protein binding.
ACUUCCCUUCCAUUUUGAAAUUGUCGCUUUUGAUCUGCGUUGUGUUUCUCAGCGCUGCGGAUUAAACUCUGAUUAUUUCUGAUCAGUUUUAUCAGUUUUAUCAGUUAAUCAGCUGAAGAUGAGUGUUAUUGAUUAUGUUCGGGACAUGGCGGCCGCCGGCCUUUACUCUAAUGUCCGGAUCCUGAGCAGCCUUCUGCUGACCAUGAGCUCCAACAACCCGGAGCUCUUUUCUCCGGCUCAGAAGUAUCAGCUGCUGGUGUAUCACGCUGAUUCCAUCUUCCAUGAUAAGGAGUACAGAAACGCAGCCUGCAAAUACAACAUGGCCCUGCAGCAGAAGAAAGUGCUGAGCAAAGCCUCUAAAGUGAGACCGUCCAGCAGCGGCGGCUCGUCCUCCGUACAGACUCAGAAUUUGCCCUCAGAGAUUGAGGUGAAGUAUAAGAUAGCGGAGUGCUACACCAUUCUGAAGCUGGAUAAAGACGCUAUCUCCGUGCUGGAUGGGAUUCCCUCCAGGCAGAGAACCCCCAAGAUUAACAUGAUGCUGGCGAAUCUGUACCGGAAGGCGGGUCAGGAGCGCUCAGCUGUUACGAGCUACAAGGAGGUUCUGCGUCAGUGUCCUCUCGCUCUCGAUGCCAUUAUUGGGCUGCUGUCUCUCUCUGUGAAGGGAGCUGAGGUGGCCUCUAUGACCAUGGACGUGAUUCAGAGCAUCCCUAAUCUGGAUUGGCUCUCAGUCUGGAUUAAAGCGUACGCCUUUAUCCACGGAGGAGACAAUCACAGAGCUAUCAAUACAAUCUGCUCUCUGGAGAAGAAAUCUCUGCUCAGGGAUAAUGUGGAUCUGUUGGUGAGCCUCGCGGAUGUUUAUUUCAGAGCCGGCGACACCAAGAACGCCAUCCUGAAAUUUGAGCAGGCGCAGAUGCUUGACCCCUAUCUGAUUAAAGGAAUGGAUGUGUACGGCUACCUUAUGGCUCGAGAGGGCCACCUAGAGGAUGUGGAGGUUCUGGGAGGUCGACUCUUCAACAUUUCUGAUCAGCACGCUGAACCGUGGGUAAUCUCGGGGUGUCACAGUUUCUACAGUAAGCGUUAUUCUCGAGCUCUGUAUCUCGGGGCCAAGGCCAUCCAGCUGAACAGUAACAGUGUGCAGGCGCUCCUCCUGAAGGGGGCAGCACUGAGGAACAUGGGUCGAGUUCAGGAAGCUAUCAUACACUUCAGAGAGGCCAUGAGACUCGCCCCCUGCCGACUGGACUGUUAUGAAGGGCUUAUUGACUGUUAUCUGGCGUCUAACGGUAUCCGGGAGGCGAUGGGAAUGGCCAACAACAUCUACAAAACCCUCGGAGCCAACGCCCAAACUCUCACCAUCCUGGCCACAGUGUGUCUGGAGGAUCCCAUGACCCAGGAGAAAGCCAAAACCCUGCUGGAUAAAGCCCUCGCCCAGCGGCCCGAUUACAUCAAAGCUGUGGUGAAGAAAGCAGAACUCCUCAGUCGAGAACAGAAGUAUGAAGAGGGAAUAGCUCUGCUCCGGAACACGCUGGCCAAUCAGAGCGACUGCAUGCUCCAUCGAAUGCUGGGAGAUUUUCUAGUAGCUGUUAAUGAUUAUCAGGAGGCCAUGGAUCAGUACAGCAUAGCGCUGAGUCUGGAUCCGAACGAUCAGAAGUCUCUGGAAGGGAUGCAGAAGAUGGAGAAGGAGGAAAGCCCCACGGACGCCACGGUGGAGCUGGACGGGGACGAUAUGGAGGGCAGCGGGGAGGAGGGGGACCUGGAGGGCAGCGACAGCGAGGCGGCGCAGUGGGCUGAUCAGGAGCAGUGGUUCGGCAUGCAGUGACAUCGUCCUGCUGCACCUCACAGUCUCUGAGGGCUGGAUCUCUUAUAUCGUAAUGCAGCGGAAUUUUAUAUAUAUUCUAUAUUAACAGCCUGAACUGACCCUAGAUCAGCACUGUGACUCUCGAGGAAUUUCAGAGCCACUGUAGGAGAGUCCUGCCUACUGAUUAAACAAAUAAACAGCGCCUCCUGCUGGCUGGGAGAUGUGGCCAAACGGCGCAAGCAGAGAGAAGUCCUGAUAAACAUCUGAUCUGGAGUUUUAAAACUGAAAACCAGCCGGAAUACGGACGAUACAGCUAUAUCUUAUAGAGAGAAGGGUUUGGGAAGAGUGCUGGCAACCACUAUAGAAGAGAAGCACAGUGGAAUCUCCUCUAGCUCUAUGGUGUGUGAAGAGUGUAUGUGCGCACAGUGCUGCCAAUACUCUGGUGAACUACACACGUUUGAAUUGCCCCUGAUAUGAUGAUGUUCUUCUUCUCUCUUUCUUUUGCCUGUGGUUUUUACUGAACUUCAUUCAUAACAUGAUCUUAACUAAGUAAGAGUCAUUGUUCUCGGCCUUGUAAAUCUCCAAUAAGCUUUAUAAGGACUUGAUAGAGAAUAACGGAUAGAUCUGUCUGAAAGGAGAAAAAAGAAAAAGCGUUUAUUAACAGACAGCAGCAGAUCCAGGCCAAAUCUCCUGAGGUGCUCUUCCUGCUUCUUCUAUUCUGUGGUUUUGCUUAUUUUUUACUCUAAUGUUUAAAACGUGUAUGGUAUUGUGAACUGUGAAUAAUACUAUUUUUUUUGAAUGUUAAAAAAAUAAAAUAAAAAAAUCAUGACGGAUGCUUA